AUGUGUAUCCGGCAAGCUCAGAAGAAGAGGACAGAGAAGGAGGAGAUUGCGGCGCUAUUGAGAGAGCAGGAAGAAGCUGCGAAGGCGAACCAGGCUGAGGCCGAGACCUAUAGAGUACAGCAGGCUGCCUGGGAAGAUGAGCAGAGGAAAGAGAGGGGCUUGAAGCUAGCACGUCAGGUCCAAGAGGAGUUGGACAGAGAAAAGGCUGAACAGCUGCAACAGGAGGAGAAUGAGCGAGCGAAGCAGGAAGAAAAGGCCAAACGCGAUCAACAGGCUGAGCAGGAACGCAUACAGCGCGGGAAUGAGAAAGCCCGCAAAGCGAGACUCGAUGCAGCGGAAGCCAGGCACAAAGCUGCUGAAGAGAAAGAGAAACGUGAAAAAGAAGAACAGGCUGAGGAAGAUCGAGCAGAAGCGCGGCGACAGAAAGAGAUGGCUGACCUUCAGGAGAAGCUGGCAAGGGAGGAAGAGGAUGAGCGUGAGCGUAAGCGGCAAGAGAAGGUAAAGAAGGACGCUGCGAGCAAAGACGCCAAGCAUCAGGAGGCGCUGAGACAAUUGAAAGAGGAGGCCGACCGUAGGCGUAAGCAACAGGCAGAAGAAGAUGAAGCUGAACGCCUUCGAGAGGAGCAACUCGAGAAGGAAAGGAAGGAACAGCAGGCUGCCGACGAACAGAAGAAACGUGACGAAGAAGCGGAACUCGCACGUCGACGUAAAGAGAUAAGUGAUCGCAAUGAGGCACUGAGGAAAGCAGCGCAGGAAGCAGAGAAGCGUGAACGGGACGCCGAGCAUGCAAAGAAGAUUGCGCAAGCAAAAGCAGAUGUUGAGGCUCAAGAAAGGGAGAUGGAGGAAUUGCAGCGCAAGUUAGCGCAACGAAGAGUUGUGUCUGAAACCGAGGCGACCUCUCCGCCGUCCACGGAGCCAGCAACUCCCACUCCCAAGCCGAUAUGUCCCACACCCAAGCCCCCUGUAAACUACGGCGAAAUCAUAGGUCACCAUGGAACCCAAGAAAUUGGAUACGGCAUGAUCGGUAACCGGCGUAUACCUCUCCACGAAUCCCAGAAGAAAUCCGAACAACCAAAGCCUCCAAUUUCACCACCCGCCUCCAAGCAAGCACUUACUCCAAUGGCUCGCCUGGGAGGACCGGUCCUUUCAAGCCCAAAUGACUACAAGAUCCAACCACCCAGCAUCGCCGCCACACCAUCUACACCAACGCCAGAUUGGAGGAAGAACAUGCGCCCAAGAGCAGGAUCGAGGAGUAUACCUGCGUCCGAGGCGGCAAGUCCAACCUCCGAACUAGCAGCGCGACUAGAGAAGCGACGGGCCUGGGAGGCUGAACAGGAGAUAUUAGAGGCAGAGAAAGCAAAGACGAGCCAAGAAAAGAGCGAACCAGGCUGGGAGAUGGUGGACAAGACAACGGCUCCUGUCUCCACUCCCUCGAACCCUGCACCCCCUCUCCCUCCGCCCACGAUGACGAAACCUUCCUCCCCUCCUCCAAUAAAGCCGGCAUGUCCUGCAGCAACGAUAACGAAGCCUACCUCGCCACCACCUCCCCCGACCAAGACAAAACCCAAGCCACCGCCACCAGUCAAGCCGAAGCGCAUCGCUAGCGCCUCCUCGCCUUCCACAACCCCCGUUCCCAUCCCUAUCCCCACCCCUCCCCCGAUGCCCUCCCUACCAGCACGGACCCGUGUGGACUCAGCGGCCGCACCAUCCGCAAUGACAAGUAAAGAGGGUGAGGAUGAGGAUGAGGAUGAGGAUGAGGAUGACGAGGGAGCAUGUAGUGAGCAGGAUAGGAGUGCGAUGCGGACACAACGGCUGGACGACAAGUAUGGAAAGCAGAGGAGGAGUGGGUGGAGAGGGAGAGGGGAGUGA
This is a messenger RNA of Macroventuria anomochaeta, 1869 nucleotides long. RefSeq lists its product as uncharacterized. Lineage: Eukaryota; Fungi; Ascomycota; Dothideomycetes; Pleosporales; Didymellaceae. The transcript has a single exon. The record is from RefSeq and is a predicted model, not a curated record. The coding region runs from base 1 to 1869 and encodes 622 amino acids.